This is a messenger RNA of Paramacrobiotus metropolitanus, 2261 nucleotides long. Its product is annotated as double-strand-break repair protein rad21 homolog. Lineage: Eukaryota; Metazoa; Tardigrada; Eutardigrada; Parachela; Macrobiotidae. Gene Ontology annotation, cellular component: cohesin complex; synaptonemal complex. Gene Ontology annotation, molecular function: protein binding; chromatin binding. The record is from RefSeq and is a predicted model, not a curated record. The transcript has 15 exons. Bases 227 to 1918 code for a protein of 563 amino acids. Gene Ontology annotation, biological process: synaptonemal complex assembly; replication-born double-strand break repair via sister chromatid exchange; mitotic sister chromatid cohesion.
ACUUACAACAAUCGAUUACAACAAUCGAUUCGAUAGUCGACGGGGUCAACGCCAUUUUGACUUCUUUCAUUAUUCUCGACCUUUUUGCGCUUGCUGCUCCAGUGUUGUCCUACUCAAGCUAAACCACUAGCGCUCUUUCCUAUAUUGCAAACUUUUCGAUUAUUUCGUAAUCUUUUGUUUUUAUUAUUCUGUUCUGUGUUCUUGUUGUACAUAAUAUCCUACAACAAUGUUUUACUCAAAUUAUUUGUUGGCGAGAAAAGGGCCGCUCAGUCUGAUUUGGAUUGCGGGGCAUAUGAAAUCAAGCCGCAUAUCGAAGAAACGAAUUUUAAAAGCGGAUAUGACUCAAAUCUGCGAUGACCUUUCGCAGCACAUCACGAAAUUCGCCUUGUCAGUGCAGAUAUCGCUGGUGUUGGGAGCGUCCAUUGUACUGCAGCGUAAAGCGACGUAUUUGCUCAAGGAUGUGGAAGAAUUACGACAACUGAUUCGAAAUGUGGACAAGAAAGGCAGACCCCGCGGCAUCGAUAUGCGUACGGAGGAUCGACCGGGUAAAAAGCGGCUGAACCUCCGGCUGACGGAGCCCCUCAUUCAGCUGGAUUUUGCGCGGGCGGAGGAGUGGCUGCUGGAGGCGGUGGACGAAUACCAGGAACCGCAGACAUUGGUCGGGAUUGCGCGUCCGGAAGAUAUCACUCUUCGCAACGAAGGUCCUAUCAUUAAGUACAAUCCGAACCAAACAUAUGACGAUAAACUGCAGGACGAUUUUCCUGAAACGGUUGUACCUGUUGCACCGGCAGCGCCGCAGAUGGAAGCAGCGCGGACCAGUAUGGUUGAAGCAGAGAUGACGAAUGUGUCAGAUCUUCCCCGUCCUUCAUCGCUCCCACAAGACCUGCCAGCUAAGGCAGCCGAACUAACUGCGGCCGAGGCUGUUCCGGAUAUCCAACCUGUUCAGCCAGCUGUGGGAAAUUUGGAAUUACCUCUUGAGCCGGAAGCGAUGGGGCCACCACCGGCAGCAGAACCGAAAGCAGGCGCGAAGGGCAAAGGAAAGCGCAAGAAGCGGCUCAUCGUGGAUGAUCCCGCGAUCAUUCCGCAUGCGGUGAUGAAGAGAAACGUGGAGAACAUACGAAUGGCUACCAUUCCCGACACGAAGGAACACUGUCCGGACUUUCACUUGUUAAAGUUAAAACAGACGGAGAAGCAAUUUCGGAAAUCAGGGGAGUAUUUUGAAAACGGUAUUGUGGCCGGAUACAUGCGGAACUGCGUGGAGUACGCCUCCGCCAACGGCGCAAAAGUGCGCCAGGAACGGCAAGAAGACGAUCCGUUCGGGUGGUGCCCGCCCCAACCUGGAAAUGUUCCCAUCGAGAACGAAUUUCUGGAGCCGGCACAGGCACAAGCCGCACCUCCACAAAUUGAGCCGGUCCAACAAGAACCCAUCAUGGAAGUGAUUCCGGAGCCAGCACCGGUUGUGCUUCCUGAACCGGUGCCAGCAAUUGCCGUGGAACGGGCAUCUUCCGUUGUUCCGACACGGCAGCCGUUCGAUGAGUCGGGCGCAGCCAUUAGCGUUGCGGAAAAAAGUCGGCGAUCGGAAGUUACUGACGAAGAAGGUUUUAUGCAACCUGCACCGAAGAAAACCCGCCGGGAAAACCGAGAGUUCACAGUGCGAGAACGCGCGGAGCAGUACGCUCAUGCUGGACAGUUUCUUGAAUUACGCUACCGAAAAAUUGAAGCAUCUAAUGAUCGAGUCACUUUUCACCAGCUGAUCAAUGGAAAUUCACGCAAAAAGAUCGCACGGUGUUUUGCUUACUUGCUCAAGAAAGCUGCGGAUGGAAAAGUGGUUUUGGAGCAGCCUGAACCGUAUGGAGAUAUUUUCAUAGAGAAAACUCAUGGUGCUUCUCUGGCAUUCAUCGACGGACAGGAAAAUUAAAGAUUCUGCAGAAAGAAUCUGGAUCUGAACUGGCCGAUAUAGCACCCGUCAACCGUUGCAGAAAUCUCUGUUACUUGUUUUUUUUUAUACAGCAAAUUGUUGUUGGUGUCAAACAGGCCGGUAUUUUUUUGUUUAUAUUUAAUUUAUUUUGAAAUUCAUUUUAUUUGUUUAAGUUAUUUUGUAACUUGGAUUUUCUUGUUUUCGUAAAUUUUGACGUUUCAUUUAAUGAGGAAACAGGGAUUGUCAGAUGUCGAAGUGUCAGUGGAAAACCUAGGUUUUGAACUCGACAUUACUGUACUUGUACUUGUACAUCUUUUUGGUUUUAAAGGUCUUUGUUUGUUUG